Messenger RNA from Alosa sapidissima (American shad), 1982 nucleotides. RefSeq lists its product as uncharacterized. Gene Ontology annotation, molecular function: DNA binding. The record is from RefSeq and is a predicted model, not a curated record. Bases 185 to 1732 code for a protein of 515 amino acids. The transcript is spliced from 6 exons. Lineage: Eukaryota; Metazoa; Chordata; Actinopteri; Clupeiformes; Clupeidae.
CUAGAACCUAAGGGGCGGGGGCGUGAAAAAGCCCGCGCGCAGGGAAGCAGAUUCGUCCAUAUUUGGUUAUUGGUUGCACCUGCGGGAAAGACGAAAGAUUUCGUGUUGGUGAAGUUCUGGAGAAGAAAAGAGAGACGUUUCUGUUGGCUGUUGCAAGUUUUGUCCUGGCCACCAUUUGGAGAGGAUGUACAAAACGAAAAUACCUGCAAAGAAGAGAGUACGGGUUCCCACCCAGAAAAUGAAGGAACUGCAGAACUCCCCGCCCACCAAUGAGCAACCUGGGUGUUUUGCAUUCGUCAGAUGGGAGGAUGGUUAUACUGGCAAAGUCUUUACAGGAUCUGACAUUUUGGCAAGAGAUGAGGCUCCUGUGCAGCUGCAAGAUCUUAGAUCAGGAGAUCCUGUUUUAGCAAAGUGGUCAGAUGGUAAAUUUUAUAGGGCCAUUGUUGAAUAUAUUUCAAGGGAAGACCAGGCUAAUCCGCCAAAAGGCCGCACAACUCCACAGGGCUUUUUAAGUUUGUUAAAAGGCGAUGAGCCAUCAGACUCAACGUCAGGGUCUGAUACCAUUAUAGUGGAUAGGAGCCAACUGUCUGAGCAUGGCGAGGAAAUCCCAGCGUUGAAUCCAUCAUCUGACGGGGGACAUGCAACAGGCUGCAACACCGCUGGCCCACCACCUUAUGGCUCUACAAAAGGGGGCACCAUUGUUCCAUCACCCUACGGAGGCAAUACCGUCAGCCCAUCACCGUAUGACCUCAACAACUCUGGUCCACCUCCCUACGGAAGCAAUACACCCAACCCAUCACCGUAUGGCCUCAACAUCUCUGGUCCACCUCCCUACGGAAGCGAUACACCCAACCCAUCACCGUCUGGCCUCAACACCUCUGGUCCACCUCCUUACGGAAGCAAUACACCCAGCCCAUCACCGUAUGGCUUCAACACCUCUGGUCCACCUCCUUACGGAAGCAAUACACCCAGCCCAUCACCGUAUGGCUUCAACACCUCUGGUCCACCUCCUUACGGAAGCAAUACACCCAGCCCAUCACCGUAUGGCUUCAACACCUCUGGUCCACCUCCCUACGGAAGCAAUGCACCCAGCCCAUCACCGUCUGACCUCAACACCUCUGGUCCUUCACCCGACAGAGGCCAUGCAGCUCACCUGGCACCAAACAGGAGAGAUGCAUGCAACUCCUCUGACGAGGGCAACAUCCCUGGACAGCAGGAAGAAAAUGCAUGGACACCAUGUGAUGGAUGCAAGGGGGAGGUUGAAAAAAUCCUUCAUGAAAAAAGAAGAAUCAAUGAAGUUAUCUCAAGAAUAGAUCCAGGCCAGGUCAGAGAGCUUCAGACACUACUGGAGCUCAUUGGAGAGAGGCAUCAUGACGGCGCAACAUCUACAUUAGGCCAGCAGGAGCUCUUUCCUGGGAGCGGCAUAUUAAUAUCCUCAUUCCGCCUUGCUGCCUUGCAUCAAGCAUCCAAACCAAACAGCAUGCGUCUCUUUCAUGCACUUUUUGACCAUUUCUUCACUUUGGAGGAAUGUAAAAAUGCAGUCCCCUUUGGCCGACCCGGCAACAACCCCUCAGGAAGAGGAAAACGGGUCCUUGACCGCAAAAAGGUUGACGGAAUCCUAACUUAUGUCCUGAGAUGUGGCACUCUGCCUGGUUGGGAUGAAAUCGAGGAGGCCAAGCUCAAGAAAGCCUUUGUCAACAAAUGUAGGGCCAGAGCAAAUUCUAAGGCUUAGGCCACUGCUGUAGUCUACAGUAUGUGGAGUGUGUUCUUUCUCACCAUUGUUAAGUUUAGGUUUUGUAGUACGGAGUGUGUUCUUUUUCAUGGACCAGAGGUGUUAAGACCGUACCAAGUUGAGGUUUUGUAGUACAGGUGCUGGUCAUAUAAUUAGAAUAUUGGGGAAAAGUUAUUUUAAUUUCAGUAAUUUUAUUUCAGUGAUUUAAACUCGUAAAUGUGAGACUUGUACAUUAUAUAGAUUCCUUAGA